Molecule: messenger RNA, 240 nt
Organism: Fomitopsis serialis
Lineage: Eukaryota; Fungi; Basidiomycota; Agaricomycetes; Polyporales; Fomitopsidaceae
Exons: 3
Biological process (GO): regulation of DNA-templated transcription
Source: RefSeq, a predicted model, not a curated record
AACGGCAAGACGUACUCGUUCGUGAGCUUGCCAGGGAACGCGGUGAAGAAGCGGCCGCGGCGCAGGUACGACGAGAUCGAGCGGCUCUACCAGUGCAGCUGGCCGAACUGCUCCAAGGCGUACGGAACGCUCAACCACCUAAACGCGCACGUCACGAUGCAGAAGCAUGGCCAGAAGCGGAGCCCAGGCGAAUUCAAAGAGCUUCGGAAGCAAUGGCGCCAGGCGAAAAAGGAGCAGGAG